UCGUCACAUCACAUGCGUAUCUACCAACUAGCCCUGUCAAUGUGGUAGCGAGGAUACUUGGAUAGGGCACAUCUUCCAUUUAGCAUAUAAACAUGUUUCCUCCGCCUGUGAAAUCGAUCAACUUACCUUCACCAGCACCGCGAUCUUGUGCGAAAAAGCAUUGAGCUUCAUAUUCAACACGCUGCCGAGACUUUGACGCAAGAAAAUGCUUCGCGCAACAAUCCUCUUACCGGCGCUGCUCACCACAUUAGCAGCAGCAGCCCCAUCGUGGCUCGCGCAACGAGCAGACUCUUGCGCCGGCGAUAAGUCCGUCGCGGGGUACUGCACACCGAUAUCAUACACAGACGUAACCACAUCCUCCUCUUCCUCAGCGCCAUCCUCAUCAGACUGCCAACAGACAUGCCAAAGCAUCCUCACAGAUGCAGGUGACUGGGGUGUCGACUUCACGGGCCAACCGGCCGGUUAUCGCGACGAGAUGUACCUAGGAAAAUGUGGUUUCGGCAUCGCGCGUGAAACAGAUAGCGAUACGUCGCAAUUCUCGUUCUCGGUGAAUAAUCAGGAUAUUGUGGAUGUUGUUGGUGAAUCCAUCAACCGGUUUGCCGGCCAGCAUGGUGGGAAGGUGAAGGCCGAGGGUACGAUGAAUUGUUCGGGACAUGUUGUUAGGUGGUUUGUUGGUUGAGUGGAUUGAAGGGGGAAGACAAGUGGCAUCAAUUCAUUUGCGAUGAAACUGCUUUUAUGGAAGAGGCGUGGCCGCUAGGCCUGGUGGCGUUUUACGGGGUAUCAUUGGGGAUGCGGACGGCGGCCUCUGCGAUGCCUUUUUCGGGCACAUUUUACGAUUGGGAGGCCUGUCUCGUCCCUGAGAUGGAAUGCUACUGAAAUGCGAUUUGAAUUGAAUAAUAUGAAUAAUCUGUUGACUUCAAUAUGGGUGCUUUGGUGUGGAUGCUGCUAACGAACUACAUGUACCUAGGUAGAUCCUAUCUACACAUGAGCUUCUAACAACGUAAUUUAGUACCGCACUCGCUGGUUUUGGAAAUCGCGGGCAGACAAGGACUACUCAUAGAGCCACGUAUGGUUUACUCAACAGAUAGCUAGUCAUGACCUUGAGG
This is a messenger RNA of Hypoxylon trugodes, 1106 nucleotides long. RefSeq names its product putative necrosis-inducing factor-domain-containing protein. Bases 206 to 679 code for a protein of 157 amino acids. The transcript has a single exon. The record is from RefSeq and is a predicted model, not a curated record. NCBI's taxonomy places the organism in Eukaryota, Fungi, Ascomycota, Sordariomycetes, Xylariales, Hypoxylaceae.